This is a messenger RNA of Penicillium hordei, 3960 nucleotides long. RefSeq lists its product as uncharacterized. The record is from RefSeq and is a predicted model, not a curated record. The coding region runs from base 1 to 3960 and encodes 1319 amino acids. Gene Ontology annotation, molecular function: protein binding. The transcript has 2 exons. Lineage: Eukaryota; Fungi; Ascomycota; Eurotiomycetes; Eurotiales; Aspergillaceae.
AUGGCUGAUCCGCUCUCUAUCGCAUCUGGAGUUGCCGGGUUGUUGUCGUUGGGGAUCCAAGUUACCAAAUCUCUAGUUGAUUUUUAUUCCGCAUACAAGGAUCAGACUCCUACUCUGGCUAAGACUAUGCUGAAUCUUAAGAACCUUCUCAGCAUCCUUCAGUCCCUUGAUGAUGCACUACAAAAUGACCAACGCCAGAGGAAUGCCCUACUCCAAGAGAUCGACAAAGUGGCAGUGGAAUGCCGUGGGGUCAUCGAGGAACUGAGGGACGAGUGCCAAAAAUUCCAAAAAGAUACCACUCUCAGCCUGAAGGGCCGAAUUCAAGUUGCCGGUCGCCGGGUGACUUAUCCAUUUAGGACAAGUACUCUCCAAAACCUUGAAGAAAUCAUCGGCGAGAUACGGGGAAACUUGUCUCUUGCAUUGAAUGUGCUACAGCUCAGAAACCAGGCUGGGCUGGAAGAUGAGAUAUCCGGACUCAAAAUACUCGUCGAAAGGACAAGUGCGAUUCAAAUCUCUACUGAGAUUCGUAGGUGGCUUAAGGCCCCAGAUGCGACCAUUGACCACGAUUCCGCCUGCGAGAAACGCCAUACGAGUACAGGAUUAUGGUUGGUCAACGGCCAUAAAUUUCAGAACUGGAUGAUUGAGCCCAAUUCAUUUCUCUGGAUUAAUGGCUUUGCCGGAUGUGGCAAGUCAGUCCUAUGCUCGACGGCAAUUGAACAUGUAUUCCGUGAAAGGCAGCACCAGCCUAGAGUAGGAAUCGGAUUUUUCUACUUUUCCUUCAAUGAUGAGUCUAAGAAAGAUUGUUCCGGCAUGUUACGUGCAUUGCUUAUACAGCUGUCGGCUCAGCUUGAAGAGGGCGAAAAAGAUCUACAAGAACUAUAUGGAUUGUAUAAACCGGGCGUUCCACCAGUGAAAGUCCUACUUACCUCUCUCGAACAGACCAUCUGCAAGUUCAGCGUCACCUACAUUCUGUUGGACGCAUUGGAUGAGAGCCCACGAGGCAAUAAAAGAGAGUACGUUUUGGAUGCGAUAGAGAAGAUCCGGCAGUGGGACCUGCCAAAUCUCCACCUCCUAGUGACCAGCCGCAAUGAAAUCGACAUCCGCGAUGCUCUGGAAACUUCCUUCUGCCAGGAUAUCCCAAUGAGAAAUCCGGAGACAGAUACAGACAUCCAAAACUUCAUUUCCUAUCAGCUCAGCAAUGACCCCAAGCUUCAAAAAUGGGAAUCGCGCCAUGAAGAGAUUCAAGAGAAAUUGACCAAUAAGGCGCACGGAGUAUUCAGAUAUGUCGAAUGUCAACUCCUUGCGCUAAAACGUGUCCGGAUCCGAAAUCAGCUCGAUAAAUGUCUUCGUUCUUUGCCCCGCGAUCUUGAUGAGACAUAUGAGCGAAUGUUGUGUAGCAUUGACGAGGAAGACAUUGAAGAAGCGCGACUAGUAUUGACUUUACUUUGUGUGUCUAAUCGGCCACUCACUGUGAGGCAACUUACCGGCGCCCUUGCUAUUGACAUCAAAGCCAGCGAGUGGCAAUUGGAUCGUGAGGGUCGAUCAUUUAGCCAAGAUGAUCUUCUCGACAUUUGCCUUGGUCUCAUAGAGCUCGCAGUGAUUGAGGACGAGGACUCUGGAGAGAUGACUACGAUUGCUCGUAUAGCGCACUUCUCUGUACAGGAGUACCUUGAAUCAGACCGGAUUUUCCAACAAGGCGCUGCAAAAUUCACGAUCCGAAAAGAACAAGCCCACACAGAGAUGGCUCAGGUUUGCCUAGUGUAUCUCCUGGACCCAACACUCUCGAAUGGAGAAUUGGAUGAAGCAAAGCUGGAAACCUUUCCUUUUGCUCACUUUGCUGCUCAGUAUUGGUUUUUCUUUUACAACAAUUCCGGGAAAGGGAAGUCCGACAUUGAGAGCUUAAUUCUAAGGCUAUUUAAGGACCAGAGAGAGUCAUUUCUGACCUGGGUACGGUUGCAUGACGUGGCUUCUAUGCAGGAUCAUGGAAUCAACUUCACGCUUGAUACCGAGGAUAUCCCAUCUCCUUUAUACUACGCAGUCCUUUUAGGAUUUGAGCACAUCCUAAGUGUCCUUAUGGCGAGCUUGGGGGAGGAGACCAAAAUAAAUGCCGCCAUCAAUAACCAGGUUGGAUUAUUCGGAAACGCGCUCCAGGCCGCAUCAUCCGGAUUCACUACCGUCACCCUCGAGAACCAAUGCUAUGAGAAGAUGGUGCACGAGAAGAUGGUACAGACCCUUCUAUAUCAUGGUGCCGACGUCAAUAUUCAAGGGGGGGUUUUUGGCACUGCACUCCAAGCUGCAUCAUAUGAUGGCCAUAAGAAGGUGGCGCAAAUCCUACUAGAUCAUAGUGCUGAGAUCAAUGCCCAAGGGGGUGAAUAUAACAACGCACUCCAGGCCGCCGCACAGGGAGGCCAUCAGAAGGUAGUACAGACCCUUCUAGAUCAUGGUGCCGAUGUCAAUAUUCAAGGGGGGUAUUUUGGCACGGCACUUCAGGCCGCCGUACAGGGAGGCCAUGAGAAGGUGGUACAGACCCUUCUAGAUCAUAGUGCCGAUGUCAAUAUUCAAGGGGGGUAUUUUGGUACGGCGCUCCAGGCCGCCGUACAGGGAGGAUUUGAGAAGGUGGUGCAGACCCUACUAGGUCAUGGCGCUGAUACCAAUUCUCUAGGGGGUACAAAUGAUACCGCGCUCCAGGCCGCAUCAUUCAGAGGGGAUGACAAUUUAGUGCAGACCCUACUAGAUUAUGGUGCCGAUGUCAAUGCUCCAGGGGGUCAGAUAUAUGGCACCGCGCUCCAGGCCGCAUCAUUCGGAGGAUAUGAGAAGGUGGUGCAGACCCUUCUAGAUCAUGGUGCCGACGUUAAUGCUCCAGGGGGUGAAAAUAACACCGCAAUCCAGGCCGCCGCAGAAGGAGGUCAUGAGAAGGUGGUUCACACCCUGCUAGAUUAUGGUGCCGACGUCAAUAUUCAAGGGGGCUUUUUUGGCACCGCACUCCAAGCUGCAUCAUUCGGAGGCCAUAGCCAUUUAGUGCAGACCCUGCUAGAUCGUGGCGAGGAUGUCAAUAUUCAAGGGGGGUAUUUUGGCACGGCGCUCCAGGCCGCCGUACAGGGAGGCCAUGAGAAGGUGGUACAGACCCUUCUAGAUCAUGGUGCCGACGUCAAUGCUCCAGGGAAUCAGAUAUAUGGCACCGCGCUCCAAGCCGCAUCAUUCGGAGGAUAUAAGAAGGUGGUGCAGACCCUUCUAGAUCAUGGUGCCGACGUUAAUGCUCCAGGGGGUGCAAAUGGCACCGCGCUCCAGGCCGCAUCAUCUGGAGGCUAUGAAAAUUUAGUGCAGACCCUACUAGAUCAUGGCGCCAAUGUCAAUGCUCCAGGAAGUACAGAUGGCACCGCGCUCCAGAUCGCAUCAUUAAGAGGCCAUGACAAUUUAGUGCAGACCUUACUAGAUCAUGGCGCCGACGUCAAUGCUCCAGGGGUUACAAAUGGCACCGCGCUCCAGGCCGCAUCAUUAAGAGGCCAUAAGAAGGUGGUGCAGACCCUACUAGAUCAUAGCGCCGAUAUUAAUAUCCAAGGGGGUCUUUUUGACACCGCCCUCCAGGCCGCCGCACAGGGAGGAUAUAAGAAGGUGGUACAGACCCUCUUAGAUCAUGGUGCCGACGUGAAUAUUCAAGGGGGUUUUUUUGGCACUGCGCUCCAGGCUGCAUCAAGAGAAGGCCAUGAGAAGGUGGUGCAGAUCCUGCUAGAUCAUAGUGCCGAGGUCAAUACCCAGUGGGGUGAAUAUAACAACGCACUCCAGGUCGCCGCACAAGGAGGCUAUAAGAAAGUGGUACAGAUCCUUCUAGAUCAUGGUGCCGACGUUAAUGCUCCAGGGGGUACAAAUGGCACCGCGCUCCAGGCUGCAUCAAGAGAAGGCCACGAGAAGGUGGUGCAGAUCCUGCUGGAGAACGGCGCUGAGCCAGAACCAAUUAUCUGA